UUGAUGCAAGUGUGAACGCGUUUACUUCGUUCUGCUUUUAUUACUGUUUAAGAUGAACUUCGAAAACGCCAUCUACAUUUUGAAAGACUGUGACAUGCACAGUAUUUUUUCGGUCAUGGGAAACUAUAUAUCGCCGUGAUGAUUUGUUAUGUGUAGAGCCCCAACAACGUGUGGUUUAUCUUCGAUGUCUCACGGCAUUGUUCCGUCUUGACCAGGCAUGCAAGGUCCCUUGAGAAGAAUGAGUUACUGCGAAGGUUUGGGCGGUGACCACUAAUUUUCGGAUUUAAGAACUAGGAGGAAUUGUGUGAAGUUUCUUAAAAUGGAUAUUACAGUGUCAGAGUUGAUGGAAAACUUCAUGGAUACCCCGCUGGUGGUGUGGGUGAAGACCUUUGGACCACUGGGCUCUGGCUCAGAGGACAAGCUCUCCAUGUUCAUGGAUCUGGUGGAUGGGGUCUUCCUGCACAAAAUCAUGACACACAUAGACCCCAGCCCCACCAACCAGAGAGUGAAUAAGAAUGUGAACAAUGAUGUGAACCUACGAAUCCAGAACCUCAACAUUGUAAUCAGGCACGUCAAGAACUACUACCAGGACAGUCUCCAGCAGCUCAUCCUGAUGACUCUGCCUAAUGUGCUGACCAUGGCUAAGGACCCCCUCUCAGGCAAGAGCAUGGAAGAGGUGAAGAGACUGCUGCUGUUGAUCCUAGGCUGUGCUGUGCAGUGUGAGAGGAAAGAAGAGAUCAUUGAGAAAAUCAAACUGCUCGACAUUGAGAGGCAGGCAGCCAUCGUCUCCCACAUUCAAGAGGUGACCCAAAACCAGGAGAAUGUGUUGGACUUGCAGUGGCUGGAGCUGCCAGAUAUGCCCACUGAGGAGCUGGACCCCCUGUCCAGAAACAUGGCCCUGCACCUCCGCAAACUCAUAGAUGAAAGAGAUGAAUGUGCAGAGGCGAUCGUGGAGCUGACCCAGGAGAGGGACUACCUCCAGUCCCAGCAGCCCUCUAACCACCUGGGUUACCCCAACCCUGAGAGGACCGACCUGGGCCUGGGCGGACCUAUCUGCCGGCUGUCCAAAGAGGACCGGCAGCAUCUGGCUGUGGAGCUGGCUGACACUAAAGCCAAACUGAGACGCUCGCGACAGGAGCUGGAGGAGAAGACUGAGCAGCUGAUGGAUACCAAACAUGAGGUGGAGAGGCUGGAUCUAGAGAUGCAGAAACUCAAGCAGGAGAACAUGCAGUUACUUGCAGAGGCGAGGUUGGUGCGUGCGUACAGGGAUGAAGUGGACGCUCUGAGGGAGAAGGCAGCCAAGGUGGACAGACUGGACACAGAGUUGAGCCGCUGCAAGGAGAGGCUACACGACGUCCACUUCUACAAGACACGAGUCGAGGAGCUGAGAGAAGAUAACGCCACUCUGAUGGAGACCAAAACCCUGCUGGAGGAGCAGCUGGGAGCCUCCAGGGGGCGUUGUGACAAACUACAUGAGCUGGAGAAGGAGAACCUGCAGCUGCGCUCAAAACUACACGACGUGGAGAUGGACCGGGACACAGAUAAGAAGCACCUGGAGGGGUUGAUAGAGGAGAACAUGCUGCUGGAGAUCUCUCAGAAACAGAGCAUGAAUGAGUCUGCCCACCUGGGCUGGGAACUGGAGCAGCUGGCCAAGAACAACGACAACAACGACAUGCACAAGUCAUUUGUGUUUGAGCUGAACGAGUCUGCGUCGAGCCGUCUGCUGAAGCUGGAGAAGGAGAACCAGGGUCUGCAGAGCACUAUCCAGGAGCUCAGAGAGGCUUCACUAAGUCUGGAGGAGGACCAGCUAAACGCCAUGGAGUUGGAGAGAGAGAACCAGGGCCUCAGCAAAAAGCUGGAGCGUAUGCAGACCCUGCUGGACCAGGAGAAGCAGACCACCCAGGACAUGGAGGGUCUGGAAGAAGACCUGCUCAAAGACGAGCAGAAACUGGAGAAGACUCUGGAGAGACUGCAGGCAGACAAGAACAGACAGAUCUCAGAGCUGGAGCAGGAGAAGGAGCACCUGAGCCAGGCGGUGAGCUCCCUGCAUCAGCGCACCCAGGUUGACAGCGAGGCCCGAGUCAGGGAGGUGGAGACAGAGAACCGCGUCCUCCACCAGACCAUCACCAACACCGGGUCCAAGCUGGCCCGGCUAGAAGCCCAGGGCAAGCAGGCCACCAAGGAGCUGGAGACACUGAGGGAGAGGGGGGUGGAGCUGGAGAGGGAGACAACACAUCUGGAGAGGAGCAAGGAGCAGCUGCAGAGGGAGGUGGCCUCCCUGAAGAUCACAUGUGACCGGGCUGAUGCCCUGGAGAGAGACAACACCAGCCUGGAGCAGGACAACUGGAGGCUGAAGAAGCAGGUGGAUACAGCCCAGAACGUCAGCCUGCGCCUGGCCAAGCUGGAGAAUGACCACAGCCUCUUGGACGAGGAGAACCUGGAGCUCCGCCGCACCGUGGAGUUCCUCCGGCCAGCUGCCAUUCGCCUGGCCCAGCUCCAGCAGGAGAACAGGGAUCUGGAGAGGGAGAGGGAGGAUCUGACCCGCUCUGUGGAGGAGCUGAGGUCCCAGGGGAAGAGGGCGGAGCGGCUGGAGCUGAGCAUCGGCAGCCUGGGCCAGGAAAACCAGAGGUUACAGCAGAGCCUGGAGAACAGCUCCACUAAGAUCCAGGGGCUGGUGAGGGAGCUGAGGCAGGCGGAGACCGAGACCGGAGUUCUGAGACGGGAGCUGGAGGAGGUGCGCCUGGCGGAGAAACGCCUGGAGGUGGUGGAGAAGGAGAAGAGGGGGCUGGAACAGGAGCUGGGCCAGUCAGAGAAGGCGAGGAAGCAGCUGGAGAAGGAGGCGCGACGUUUAUGGCAGCAGCUGGAAGUGAAGGAAGAGGUGCUGGAGGAGAGCGCUCUAAAGCUGGCCUCAUUAGAGAAGGAGGGCAUCACCAAGGAGAAGGAGUUGGAGAGGUUAAAGGAGGUGGCUGGGAUGGUCAAAGAGCUGGAGAGUCAGAACAAGGAGCUGCAGAAACAGGCCACCAUCGACAAGAGGACCCUGGCCACACUCCGAGAGGACCUGGUGAAUGAGAAGAUGAAGGUGCAGCAGCAGUGGAACGAGUUGGAGAUACUGAGCGACGAGCUGGAGAAGAUCGGUCUCAACAGAGAGAAACUACUGCAGGAGAAGAACAGCUGUGAAGACAAUAAGUACAAGAUCUUGGAAAGUAAGAUCGAGUCAACGCUGAAGAAGAAUCUGGAGAUCCGUGAGGAGAAGAUUCAUGGUCUGGAGUCUCGACUGAAGGAGUCUAGUAGUCUUAACCAGCAGCUGCGCAUUGAACUCAGCACCUUGAAGAAGACUCUGGAGGCUCUGAGACAGAGGCAGGAGGAGGAGGAGGCCCACUCCCACAGCUCCACACAGCAGGCUGCAGUUCAGGUUCAGGUCCAGGGCAACAGCCAGGGUCAGGAGAAGUGGGAGACAGUGACGAGAGAGGCCACCGCAGAGCUCCUCAAACUCAAGGACCGCCUCAUCGACAUAGAGAAGAACAAUGCAACCUUGCAGACAGAGAAGCACCUACUGAAAGAUCAGCUGAGACAGCUAGACAACCAGAACAGCCAGCUGAAUGCCCAGAAUGUGGUCCUACAGGGGCAGGCUGUAGCACUGCAGCAGCACAACACAGCCCUGCACAAACAGACAGCCAAACUACAGGUGGAGAACUCUACCCUCAACUCCCAGAGUGCAUCUCUCAUGGCCCAGAAUGCCGUGCUGCAGGGCCAGGUGGGGGCUCUGGAGAGCGAGUCGGAGGCGUGGCAGCGGCAGCGGGAGGAAGCGCGGGCGGGUAGGGAGGGCGUGCUGCAGGACCACGAGCGCUUGCUGAGCGUUCACGAGAGACAGGCGGCGGAGUACGAGCAGCUCAUCACCCAACACGCCGCCCAGAAGGGCAACCGGAGAGCUCUGGAGAAGGAGCACCGUGCACUGGAGAACAAGUACAUAGUGCUGCUGAAGCAGAAAGAUGCCAUGGAGACAGUGGAGUCCACCCUUCAGAAGGAGAGGGAGAGUCUAGGAGAGGAGAUCCACAAAAAUGCGCUGAUUCUGGGGGAGAACCAGAGUCUGAGGGGGGUGGUGGACCGGUUGACCCAGACUCACUCCCAACUGCGUGCGGAGUAUGACGGGCUGCAGGUGCAGACCAAGGAGUUGAAGACCGGUCUGAACAGAGCUCAGCUGGAGGUGAACCGCUGGCAGGCCAGAUACGACUCGAUGAAGGAGCAGCACCAGGGCCUGGACAUCUCCAUGACCAAGCUGGACAACCACUGUGAGCUGCUGACCCGUCUGAAGGGGAACCUGGAGGAGGAGAACCACCACCUACUGAGUCAGAUCCAGAUGUUGAGCCAACAGAACCAGACCCUGCUGGAGAGAACCAUGGAGAGCAAGGAGCUCUACCACGAAGAGCAGAAACAGUACAUUGACAAGUUGAACUUGCUCCGGAGGCAGAAGGAGAAACUGGAGGAGAAGAUCAUGGAUCAGUACAAGUUUUAUGAUCCAACCCCUAAAAAGAGGAACCAUUGGGCCGGGGCCAAGGCUCUGGCCAAACUCAUCAAGCCCAAGAACAGACAGGACAGCUCCAGGGAGAGGGUGCGGAGCGCCCCUGACAUUCCCCUGCCCGAACCUCCCACCUUGGACUUCCCUGACGUCCCUCCCCCCACGCCUCCCCCUCCACUGCCCCCCCGCCAGUCCUGCCUCAGCCUGGACUCUGUAUGGAACCACUCUCUGGAGGAGAACCACCAUGGACAGGGACACUUCCCUGCCCUCAACCCCACCCCCACAUACUCCAGCAGAGCACUAAACAACAGUGGAGUGUCCAGAGGCAGGGAGCUGUUCCGUGCUUCAGGGGGCAGCAGUGAGGGUGUGAAUGGCACUGAGGAGCUGUACGCCAGACGGAGAGGUGUGGAGCUAGGGGGGGCUGCUGCUCACUCCACCCCCGCCAACCACCCCUCCACCUCAGGCCUGACACCCAGCUCCAGGCCUGGACGCAGGCCCAAAGGUUUCAUCUAUGAGGACGACUCUCGGGUUCACUCCCCUGAUGCUCAUUUUGUCCAUGGAAACGCAGGUUAUCGACCAGGCUCUGCUGAGCUCAGUCGCAACACCUCCAGCAGCAACUCCCCUGUCAACUGCAAAGAUUCCCUGGAGCACCUGCAGGACCGUUCUGCCAGUCUGCCCAGUGAUGACGUAGUUGGCCUUAGUCACGACGUGUCCCACUCCCUGACCCUCCCCUGGAGCGCCAUUGUCCCUUACGACAUACACUCCCACACCCCGGUCCAGAGGAGUGCACCCCAGCCUGGCAGCGAGAUGGUCACCUUGGAAGAGUUCCUGGAAGAGAGCAACACCCUGUCACCACCCACUGUGCAGUCAGGCAGUCGGGAAGAUCUGGUGGCGGACUACUUCAACCCAUUAGAACAGAGAGAGAGAUCCACCCUUUGUCGGCCCUCUCCUCUGAGAGAUGGAGCCAAGACCCCCACCAGCUAUGUUACGCCCACUGUAAAGAGAGACACAGACCUCCACCAGGCUGGCGAGGGGCCAGGCAGGACCUCCAAACCAGGCCAGUGUGUCAAGCCCAGCGUCCGGCUACAAGAGGGAUCCACCUCCACGCCCCAGUCCCACUCACAGACCCUACCCAACCGGACCAGCAACGGGUUAGGGACAGGGGGGCGGCCUUUACCCCUGGGACCCUUUUCACCCUGUGGAGGACGUCUGGGCAGCAGCAGUUUGUCUCGGACCUUCAGCCUGGCCUCCGCUGACCUGCUGCACUCCAAUGGUCCAGGUAGCUACCUGCCAGACAUGGAGGCAGGAGGCUCGCCCAGCCGAGGUGGUGGGGAUGGGGUGGUCAGGAGGCCUGGGGCUGGAGCCACGGCCAGGGAGCGCCCCCAGUCUGCCAGGUUAGCAGGACCCUUGGACAUAGACCCCCGCAGACUGUCUCUGGCUCCACCCAAAGAGGAACCUCUCAGCCUGGCCCCUCCCCAGCACCACUCCUCCCUGUCCCUGCAGCCCAAGUGCUACGGAGGGAGAACAACACCAGGCUCCACCCCCAGGAACAACAGCCCCAGCUCCGGACUGCAGCAACAAGGACAGCCCACCCACCAGAAGAACCACUGUGGGGAGGUUGCCAUGUUGAGGGCAGCGCCGGCUCUGAGGCUGGAGGAGCCACAGGAGGGGGAUGCGAGGCUCCAGGCUAACUGCCCGCUGCUGAAGAAACCAGAGGUGGGGGGAGGAGGGGGGCUGAGCUGCAGCACAGAGGAGCACCCCAGGAGCACCUCCCCAGACCCCAACAACGACCCUCAGACUGUGUGGUAUGAGUACGGCUGUGUCUAGGAGCCGUUAUUGUAGUGGCAGGCUUCAGUACUGUACAAAACCUUUUCUUCCUGCUAAACCACAGGAUACCUGGUCUGGCACCGCUAGGCUGGUCCUCACUGUACUGGACCACAUCCUUUCUGUUUCUGACCAUUUGAAACUUCCUAGCUGCUUUUAAAGCUUCAUAAAGGAAAUUCUACCCCAAAGAGAACACCACACCACAGGGCGCUGUACCCAGCUGGCAACAUAUGGUUGAUUUGCAUGACCAACACGUGGGCAUGGUACUUGGGACCGCCAGUGCCGCAGUUACAUUAACGUGUACAGGAAUGCUUUGAGGAAGGCAAAAGCACUAGAGAGCAACGAAUGUAUUUUUCUUUUCUUCUAUUGGACAACACUGGUUGCUCUAUGUGCACUGUAUGCACAGCACAGUGGGUCUGGCCCUGUCCAAUGAGUUCUAUUCUGAAUCUGAAAAACUAACAUUUUGGGGAAGGAGAGAAAGACCACUCCCAGAGUAAUUGCAUGGUAACGUCUGUCCUCCAUCUUUAGGAGCUUGAGGACAGAUUGUUUAUCUCAACACAGCCUCAGUGACACAUUACUGGAAAUGGGUCCGCUCCCACUUUGAAGAUGCUGUUUUCUGUUGCGUCUGUGGGUGACCCAAACUAUAGGCUUUUGCGUAUAUCUCAUCUCAAAGUGAAACUGGCUUGUGGGGAGCAUGUAAUUCAUCCCAUAUCUGUUUUUGUGUACGCGAGGCAGGACGAAACAGGCAGAUAUACCAUAGAGGGAGGGAACACCAGACUGACCAACUCAUGAAGAGAGACAAAGCAGGGCUUUUUGUAGCAAGAGGGGACCAUUUCUGGAGGAAAGGAUUGAGUGAGUUUAAGAUGAAGAAAGAUGGAGAUUUGGAGAUGAUUGACAUAAUGGUGAUGAUGGACAGAGAGAAAUUAAGAAAGAUGAAUGAGAGUUUGAGACAUUGGUCAGGUUGAAGAAUUAAAAAAUGAAAUGUAUAAUGUUCUCCAUGACUAACCACCAUUAAUGCCCCCAGAAAACUGAUCCCUAUACAAUAGAUAUCUUGUAUGUGCAGAAAAUAAAUCUUAUUUUCCAAAUACAAUCCGAAGAGCACUAUAAGACAAGGAUGAAUAAGUAGAUAUGUGUCUGAACACUGGAUACAUUUUUAUUACAGAAAACUAAUCGGUGACAUUAUCGACAAGAGGCUAUUAAAGGAUUGUCUUUUUAGUUUUGAAUUAUUGAUAGUGGAAUUAUAGUUGGAAUUAUUACAUUUUGUAUAUUCUUUUUACACCACUACCCAGCUCUAAAAUGUCAGUAAGACUCAAUGUAUUAUGUUAUGUUAUGUUCCUCUCAAAUGACAAAACUAUGUCUGCUUGUUUGUGUUUUUAUCUUCUCACCUAAAUGAGUUUGUUGUGAAGUUGAGUGUGUGGUUCACUAAGGGUGGUGUCAUUUUGAAUUGUGCACAACCUCUCAUUAUCGUAAUGUAUUGAUGCGUUUUCUGUAUUAGUAAAAAGCCAGUGGAUAAAAAUCUCAUUAGACUCCUCUAUUAGGUAGACGACUAGUCCGCCUAUUAGAGUGUAUUAUAGUACAGUUGAAGUGGGAAGUUUACAUACACUUAGGUUGGAGUCAUUAAAACUUGUUUUUCAACCACU
This is a messenger RNA of Salvelinus namaycush (lake trout), 7980 nucleotides long. Its product is annotated as protein Daple-like. Gene Ontology annotation, cellular component: cytoplasm; centrosome. Bases 320 to 6343 code for a protein of 2007 amino acids. The transcript is spliced from 32 exons. Lineage: Eukaryota; Metazoa; Chordata; Actinopteri; Salmoniformes; Salmonidae. Gene Ontology annotation, biological process: cytoplasmic microtubule organization; cytoskeleton-dependent intracellular transport. The record is from RefSeq and is a predicted model, not a curated record. Gene Ontology annotation, molecular function: microtubule binding; dynein light intermediate chain binding.